UUCUUCUUUUGCCUACACCUCUUCAAUUCUGAACAGCAAAGAUAUUUAAUUGACUUAUGUUAUUUGGAAAUUUAGUUGCUUUCUUGAGUAUAAUGCUUUUUCUGUGUGAUGAAGCUGAAACUCUGAGCAAAUGGGGCAGUAGGGUAGCAGAAUUCAAGAGAUUGCAGCUGUUUUGAUUUCUAGAAUGCAAUGGAUAUAGCUAGUCAAGUUGCUUGAGAUUAAUUGAAGAAGAAUGGCUGUUCAUGUUCUUCUUGCAGCAAAGACCUUUCCCCCUGUAAUUUCCAGGACAAGGGAGAAUACCUUGAAACCUGCCAAAGAGUAUAAAGUACAAUCCAGAUGUGAGCUACCCUCUCAAGAAGCUUCAUCAAGUCGCCGCCAUUUUGUAGCUGGUGCCAUGAUUGUUACGAUUCUGACCAUUAACUAUGGCUUAGCACCAUCACCGGUUUGGGCUGAUGAUAAGUCGGAUGAUGAAGAGGAAAAGGAUGGAGUUAUAGGUGCUCUUAAAUCACUGUUUGACCCUAAUGAGAAAACCAAGUCUGGAAAAGUGUUGCCGAAGGCUUACUUGAAGUCAGCAAAGGAGGUCGUGAAGACAUUGCGCGAAUCGCUGAAUGAAGAUCCUAAGGAUAAUGCCAAAUUCAGGCGUACUGCAGAUGCAGCAAAGGAGUCGAUUCGAGAGUAUUUGGGCAAUUGGAGAGGACAACAAGAGGUGGCUCAAGAGGAGUCUUAUGUUGAGAUUGAGAAAGCGAUACGAUCGUUGGCCGGCUUUUAUUCCAAGGCAGGGCCUUCUGCCCCGCUGCCUGAAGAAGUUAAGUCUGAGAUAUUGAAUGAUUUGAAUACAGCUGAAGCGUUUUUGUGAGGCAUCAGAUUUUUAGGGGCAGCACGCGUAUCUCUUACACCAAGUUUAAUCAGUUGAUUUGUGGAGAGAAUUUAGAGAGCUUCAGUUUGAUGCCUCCACCAUUUCUCAACACCAUAAACAAAUUUGUUGUGUAAAGCUCUUUUGCUAUUAAUAUGUACCUCAUUUGACGAAUUUCUUAUGAGCAGCCAUAUGUUGUAAUUUUA
Molecule: messenger RNA, 1059 nt
Organism: Prunus persica (peach)
Lineage: Eukaryota; Viridiplantae; Streptophyta; Magnoliopsida; Rosales; Rosaceae
Product: photosystem II D1 precursor processing protein PSB27-H2, chloroplastic
Exons: 3
Coding region: 233-856 (207 amino acids)
Biological process (GO): photosystem II assembly; photosystem II repair
Cellular component (GO): chloroplast thylakoid lumen; photosystem II
Source: RefSeq, a predicted model, not a curated record